This is a messenger RNA of Aspergillus terreus NIH2624, 2592 nucleotides long. RefSeq lists its product as uncharacterized. NCBI's taxonomy places the organism in Eukaryota, Fungi, Ascomycota, Eurotiomycetes, Eurotiales, Aspergillaceae. The record is from RefSeq and is a predicted model, not a curated record. Bases 1 to 2592 code for a protein of 863 amino acids. The transcript has 2 exons.
AUGUCUACCCUAGUCUUGACUCUCGACUCCAGCGUGAUGACGGUGAACGGACCGGACGACGUACUCCAAGGACAAAAGCUCCGUUUGACCUCGAAAGAGAGCUUGAAGGACCUGGAGACAGCAAUACAUGCGGCUGCUGAAUCCCGUCGUUGUGGAGUUCGAGAAGGCAUCCUCGUGACCCGAAAGGCUUCGUCGACUCUGAUCUCGUUGGACCUCAGAGAUGAAAUUGUAAGGAAGUCUGCCGGACCCAACGACAUAGGGCGAGACAUGGACCCAGAUCAUGAGUCCCAUACCGUGGCAAAUGGGCAGUCUGCAGGUCACGUUGCUUUUGUCAGCGGAACGACUUGCAAUGAAGCAGUGGUCCAAGGAGACCAAAGUCAAACAGUCUCGGCGAAUGCAAUAACGAUUGUGCAUCAGGAUAAUGUCCCCGGAAACAGCGAGGUGGGAUCAUCUCCCAGCCGGGGACAUCAAGAACAGUCGCAGCGUCCUAUGGGCCAGGCGAAAGCCAUGUGCACAGAGGACCAGAUUGAGUCUCUGAGUGAGACAGAAGGCAAACCAGAUGCGCAAAAAGUACAGAACGCCGAUGCUUUUCAGAUAAACAGAGUUCCUGAAAAUGUCAUCGAAAAGUCCGACCAAAAUGUACGACGAAAUUUGCCAUAUCAACUACGCAGCUUGUCCAGCAAAACAAAACCACCCGCCCGAUUUACGAACACCCAAGAAUCUCUGAUGUUCCACCGACGAAAACCCGGACAGAAGGUAUACACAUCCCAUUCCAAGGCUGCCGUCGACUGGGAUGAGGACCUUCGACAGAGCAGUGACAACCUUGAUGGAACGGUGGAGAAAGAAACAAUAAGCUCCAUAUCAUCUCCAUUCCCCGGAGAUGGGUCUAUCUUCGAUAGACGAACCAGCACAGCGAAAAGGAAGAGAGAUCCAGUGGGAAAAGCUUCCUCCAAGAAGAAAAGGAAGACAAACCCAAGACCCCGCAAGAAGGAUGUAGGGACAACAGCUCCCGGUGAUGAGCAAUCAAGAGCUUCACGUCAGGACAAGGCGGAAAGGGAAGCAGACGAUGCAGAAUGGAGUAGUGCAGAUGACGCACAAACAGGCCAUUCUGGAUCAAAGUCAGAAGAGAACCACGACCCCCUCACAAACCAUGACCAGAGGCAUAUAGAGAGAGGAGGCCUCAACACAGCACAAUAUACACUUACUACGCUCAAAGCUACGGACGCACACAACAUGACGGAGCUGAUCAAGGACAGUACCGGCAGUGACAAAGGGGCAGAUAUUGCGGUCGAGGAGAAUGUUGGCGUUGGCAACGCUACCGAUAAAACAUCUCACGAGGAGCACAAAGACUCGUUAGCCACCAAUGAAUAUGGACCAGGGGGCAGAGGAAAGGCAGUCGGUCGAAAAUUAACAGCAGCCUUCAAAGAUUUCGAUACACAAGGAAAUGAAGGAUCUUUUGAACAGAGAGUAUGCGACGAAGCAGCACACAGCAUACCUCUAUCGGCUCCUGAUGAAGGUGUGGAAUCGGUCCACUCUACAGAGUUGUCAAGGAUCCACCAAUAUAGUACCCAAAGGUUGGAACCCACAAUACCGAGGUCACCGUGUUGGAACACGAUGGUGAGCCAGAGUCCCAGGUCUAGCAUGAGGACCGAGAGCAAUGAACUGGACAACCCGGCCCAGUCUACGGUCUUCUUCGAUCCCACACAUAUUGAGAUGUCUCGAAUAGGCGGAAGCAGACCAAGGAGCGAAGUAAAACAGUGGAAAAUCUCAAUCUCUGCCGGUGGGAAGAGUCGGAAUACUACUUCUGAGGAAGAUGGAAGAAGAGAUUUGAAAGAUGCUGCCCGACGUAGGUCUUUACCUAGGGAUUUGCGGCGAAUACCUGCCCCAAUUCUGCAAAGCAGUAGUACCCCCAAAAGGAUGAUGGUCGACAAAAAUGGAAGCCCACAGAUGAUUCGUCGUGGUGCAACUGCAUGCACUACACUACAGGAGAGCAGUAUACAGAGCAAGGUAGGAAUGCGGAUGAAGCCUGUCCAGUUGGUGUUUCAGGGCCAAGGGAAAGGUAACGAGUCGGGAUAUGAUGGAGGAUCCGAGACGGACGCUACAGAGGAAGCUCCUGAGCGUGACGGACAUGUUUCAUCCUCCCCCUUGUGCUACCAUUCUCCAGCCCAUCCCUUAUUGGAAAGAGCCGCGGCGCCAGCGGGAACGCUAGAGGGCCUGGAUAUCGAUCAAGUGGUUCAGACUGACUCGAAAUCGACGUGCGAACUACUGGAGACGGCCCACAAGAGGACCCAGAGCAUGCUAUUGGCUUCUAGUCAGCGUCUUGCGUGUCAAUUGGAGGACGAAAAGAAGGCAGUCAACCAGGUGCUGGAGGUGUAUCAGCGGCAGUGCCACCAAGUGCUCGACGAACUUUUCAAGACGCAGGAAGAACGGAUCCGACUGUGCGAGCAACAGGCGGAAAGCAUCCGAACCCACCACGCGAGGAUCUGCCAGGGACUAAUCAAUCGGUUGGAAGCGAACGGAAGAAUGGCGCACAAGCGAACAUUGCCCGAUCUCCCAGCUAGUCAGAAAGACGCGGCAAUGGAUCAUGAUUGA